AUGCUGCUGCUCAAGAAACAGACGGAGGACAUCAGCAGUGUCUAUGAGAUCCGGGAGAAGCUGGGCUCGGGUGCCUUUUCUGAGGUGAUGCUGGCCCAGGAAAGGGGCUCUGCUCAUCUUGUGGCUCUCAAGUGCAUCCCCAAGAAAGCACUUCGUGGCAAGGAGGCUCUGGUGGAGAAUGAGAUCGCGGUACUCCGCAGGAUCAGCCACCCCAACAUUGUGGCUCUGGAAGAUGUUCAUGAAAGCCCUUCUCACCUCUACUUGGCCAUGGAGCUGGUGACAGGUGGUGAACUGUUCGAUCGCAUCAUGGACUGGGGCUCCUACACAGAGAAGGAUGCCAGUCACCUUGUAGGGCAGGUCCUUGGUGCUGUCUCCUAUCUUCAUAGCCUGGGCAUUGUGCACCGGGACCUUAAGCCUGAAAACCUCCUCUAUGCCACACCCUUUGAGGACUCCAAGAUCAUGGUCUCUGACUUUGGCCUGUCGAAAAUACAAGCUGGCAACAUGCUAGGCACAGCCUGUGGGACCCCAGGAUAUGUGGGUAAGAGGGAAGUACUCUAAGGCUCACUGUGGUGGGGAGGGACUUGGUGAUCCUGGGGNCUGGGUGUCAUCUCCUACAUCCUGCUGUGUGGGUACCCCCCCUUCUACGAUGAGAGCGACCCUGAACUCUUCAGCCAGAUUCUGAGGGCCAGCUACGAAUUUGAUUCUCCCUUUUGGGAUGACAUCUCAGAAUCAGCCAAAGAUUUCAUCAGGCACCUGCUGGAGCGUGAUCCCCAGAAGAGAUUCACCUGUCAACAGGCCUUACAGCAUCUUUGGAUAUCUGGGGAUGCAGCCUUGGACAAGGACAUCCUGGGUUCUGUCAGUGAGCAGAUCCAGAAGAAUUUUGCCCGGACUCACUGGAAGAGAGCAUUCAACGCCACAUCGUUUUUACGCCACAUCCGUAAGCUGGGGCAGAGCCCAGAGGGUGAGGAGGCCUCCCGGCAGGGUAUGACCCGUCACAGUCACCCAGUCCUUGGGACUAGCCAGUCCCCUCAGUGGUGACAACAAGGAGGAUGCCAAAGAAGACCAAGUGGACUGACUUCCUGCUUUUCUUUUCUCCAGCCCUUUUGGUCUCCUUUCCUGCCCGUUGUACCCCAGCCUGGCCUCUGCUGGAAAGUUUGAGACUGUGGGUGUGCUGCAUGGCUCUGGGGUAGGGGGCUUCCCCAGUGUAUCCCCCAGCCCCUACCCUCACCUAUAGUGGAGGCUCCCCUUCCCAUGUUGCUGUCACACUCUAUAGAAACUGAGGUAUUUGCAAGUGGAUUUGGGGGCCAUCCUUCCUGCACCUUGCACGCACACAUGCAUCACAUGGCUGUUCUGUGCUUUGCUGACUGUGGGUGGU
Messenger RNA from Cricetulus griseus (Chinese hamster), 1375 nucleotides. Lineage: Eukaryota; Metazoa; Chordata; Mammalia; Rodentia; Cricetidae. The record is from RefSeq and is a predicted model, not a curated record.